AUGAGCGAGUUCGAGUUCAGCAGCAUGCAGAUGGAGUACUUUCAAACUCCUGACACUGUGAUAGACCCUAGUUUCUGUGGGCUUGUGACUGAAUCUGACAGAAGGUACAUCCUGCAUAGGCAGAGGGCGGGCAAGUUUGUGGCAUUUGAAGGCACUGACACUGGCAGGAGAUUCAUAGGAUGUGCUACUGAGGAUGGUGUGAACUGUGGUAUUCUGGAGUGGGUAGAUGCCCCCUGGCCUGUAAUUCUGCAAAGGUGCUUAAGCAAGCUCUGGGAUAUGUAUCAUGAGCAGAACCUUGGUAGAGCCCAGGAUAAUGAGGCUCAUGGGAUAGAGGAUGGAAUCAAAUCUCAUGACAUGGAUUGCACAAGCCAGGCAAUCAAUGAACUGAAGGAGAAGAAGAAGCAACUUGAGGAGCAGGCAAAGAUUGAGCUUCAAAUGGAGAAGCUUAAGCUCAAGAAAGAACAAAGGUGCAUCCUUCAGAGUCAAGCUGAUAUAAUCCAAAACACAAGGAAGGCCAUGAAGGAGCUAGAGGUGGAGAAAGAUCUCCUUAAAGAAGAGAAGAAGAAGCUGGAGAAUGUCAUUGCUGAGCUCCUUAAGGUUGGUCAUGGGUGCAAGGAAAAGCUGGACAAGAUAAAGGAAGUUGUGAUGGAGGAGUGA
Molecule: messenger RNA, 657 nt
Organism: Aegilops tauschii subsp. strangulata
Lineage: Eukaryota; Viridiplantae; Streptophyta; Magnoliopsida; Poales; Poaceae
Source: RefSeq, a predicted model, not a curated record